UGUUCGCCGGAGGAGCGAGAGGAGGGAUGGAGGCUGGGCCAGCGGAAUGCUACGUGUCUUGGAAGUCCCUUUUAAAAGCGCAUCGUCCUGUUCGAUGAAGGUUGCCAAAAGUUUGGAAAUUAAGUCGAGCGAGCGACACACUCCAGUCCUGAGGAGCGGUCCGAGCCCAAAGACUGGCGCAAAAUGUCCGGAGAGAAGAAGCCUCGAAACGAUCUCAACAGAUCGACCAAUGUGGUGUACCAGGCCCACCAUGUUAGUCGCAAUAAGAGAGGACAGGUAGUGGGGACCAGGGGAGGCUUCAGAGGCUGUACCAUCUGGCUCACCGGUUUGUCUGGUGCUGGGAAGACCACCAUCAGUUUUGCCCUGGAAGAGUACCUUGUCUCUCAUGCCAUUCCUUGCUACUCACUCGAUGGAGACAACAUUCGCCAUGGCCUCAACAAGAAUCUGAGCUUCUCUCCAGAAGACCGUGAGGAGAACAUCCGCCGUAUUGCUGAAGUGGCCAAACUAUUCGCUGAUGCUGGGCUAGUCUGUGUCACCAGUUUCAUCUCUCCUUUUUCCAAGGAUCGUAAUGAGGCCAGGAAAGUUCAUGCAGUUGCUGGGUUGCCAUUUUUUGAAGUGUUCAUUCAUGCUCCUCUGGAGGUGUGCGAGAGCAGGGAUGUGAAAGGGCUUUACAAGAAGGCUCGUGCUGGAGAAAUCAAAGGCUUCACUGGUAUUGACUCACAAUAUGAGCAUCCCGAGACACCAGAUUUGGUCCUAAAAACUGGAGAGCUCUCAGUGAAGGAAUGCCUUAAUCAAGUGUUGGACCUGCUCAAGGACAAGAAUAUUAUACCAAGUGGGAUCACGGACGAGGUGAAUGAACUCUUUGUUCCAGAGAACAGGCUGAAUCUUGCUCUGGCUGAUGUAAAUACACUUCCCACCAUCAAUAUCACCAAGUUGGAUCUCCAGUGGGUGCAGGUGUUGUCAGAGGGAUGGGCGAGCCCUCUGAAGGGCUUCAUGAGGGAGCGAGAGUUUCUUCAGGUCCUACACUUUGGCAAUCUGCUGGAUGGUGGAGCCAUCAACAUGACUGUUCCCAUUGUCCUGCCUGUUAGCACUGAGACUAAGCAGCUUUUGGAGGGCUCUCCGGCUGUUGCAUUGCAGUACCAGGAUUCUCGUGUGGCUGUUCUCCGGAACCCGGAGUUCUACCCACAUCGUAAGGAGGAGCGCUGUGCCAGACAGUGGGGCACCACCUGUGCACAGCACCCUUACAUAAAGAUGGUUAUGGAAGGAGGUGAUUGGCUGGUCGGUGGCGACCUGGAGGUACUGCAGCGAAUCAAAUGGAAUGAUGGACUUGACCAGUACCGUCUUACUCCACUGGAGCUCAAGCAGAAGUUCAAAGAGAUGAAAGCAGAUGCAAUAUUUGCAUUCCAGCUGCGCAACCCAGUCCACAAUGGCCACGCUCUCCUCAUGCAGGACACCAAACGCCGUCUGUUGGACCGAGGCUACAAAAAUCCUGUCCUCCUCCUGCACCCACUUGGCGGCUGGACCAAAGAUGAUGACGUGCCUCUAGACUGGAGGAUGAAACAGCAUGCAGCUGUCCUAGAGGAGGGUGUCCUGGACCCAACCAACACCAUUGUUGCUAUCUUCCCCUCGCCAAUGAUGUAUGCUGGGCCCACAGAGGUACAGUGGCACUGUAGGUCACGGAUGAUUGCCGGAGCAAACUUUUACAUUGUUGGUCGUGACCCUGCAGGAAUGCCCCACCCGGAAACAAAACAGGACUUGUACGACCCCACCCAUGGGGGUAAGGUCCUUACUAUGGCACCAGGGCUGACCUCUGUGGAAAUCAUCCCUUUUAGGGUAGCUGCUUACAACAAGACGAAGAAAGCCAUGGACUUCUACGACAAAGACUGUCACGCUGACUUUGAGUUCAUCUCUGGAACCAAGAUGAGAAACAUGGCCUACAAAGGCGAGAACCCUCCAGACGGUUUCAUGGCACUGAAGGCCUGGAAGGUUUUGGUCGAGUACUACAGCAUUGUUCAGAAUGACAAGUGAAGAAAACGUACCUCAGCUCAUCAGUCACCAGCGCACAGCCAAGAGAGGGCGAUGAUGCAACCUGGAUUUUAGAAAGAUUUCCAUUUGAUGCUGUACAAUUUAAUCAACAAAUUUAAAUCAGUAAAAUUGAGUCGUUUUAGUGGAGGUGGAUGUUUGGAAAUCAAAAUGACUCAUUUUACGUAUGUGCUUAAAGCAUUACAUAUUUAAUUCCUGUCAGAUUGUGAUAUACUGUAUAAAUACAUUGUUUGUUUUUAAUGCCUAUUAUCUUAAACUAUAUAAUUUAAUAAAAAAUAAUUACUUUUUAUGUUUAAGAGCACAUUCCAAAAUUGGAAAUCAUAUUUCUACUUUUCCAAAUGAUUAUUAUGUUUAGAUAAACAGUAAUAUCUGGAGGACACGUGAUCCACCACAUUUUAUGAUUUGCAUUUAUAUCAUUAUGUAGUUGUUUUUAUUACUUGAAUGGAAGUUCCCUACAGUGCCUUUUAGCAAUACACAAUGCAAAUGAAUUCAUCAUCUGAAUGUUUAAAAUUACUGAAAUGUAGUUUAAUAGAUUUUUUUAUUCUACAAGUGCAUGUCUCAAAUGUCAGCAUUGUAAUAGAAGUAUUUUCUAAAUUAAUGCAUUUUGUGUGAAAUUUCUUCUCCAAUCUGAUGUGAAAAGGGCAUGUGAAUUCAUUUAUUAAAGACAUGACGUUUUUACAAG
Messenger RNA from Thalassophryne amazonica, 2725 nucleotides. RefSeq names its product bifunctional 3'-phosphoadenosine 5'-phosphosulfate synthase 2-like. The coding region runs from base 184 to 2028 and encodes 614 amino acids. The record is from RefSeq and is a predicted model, not a curated record. Gene Ontology annotation, biological process: sulfate assimilation; 3'-phosphoadenosine 5'-phosphosulfate biosynthetic process. Gene Ontology annotation, molecular function: adenylylsulfate kinase activity; sulfate adenylyltransferase (ATP) activity; ATP binding. NCBI's taxonomy places the organism in Eukaryota, Metazoa, Chordata, Actinopteri, Batrachoidiformes, Batrachoididae. The transcript has 12 exons.